This is a messenger RNA of Pseudogymnoascus verrucosus, 1937 nucleotides long. RefSeq lists its product as uncharacterized. The record is from RefSeq and is a predicted model, not a curated record. The transcript has a single exon. NCBI's taxonomy places the organism in Eukaryota, Fungi, Ascomycota, Leotiomycetes, Thelebolales, Thelebolaceae. The coding region runs from base 692 to 1729 and encodes 345 amino acids.
CGAUAAUCAUUACCACGCACACAAGGGCAGGUGCGCCGAAACUGACAGGUUUUCGCGUUAUAUUUAUCCACAACUCUCCCACCCACUUUAUCUGACCCCUCCGUGCUUCCUUCCUACCCUUUCCUCCCACCUUCCACCUUCCUCCCAUUCCUCCCGACUGAAACCGUCCGCUACAAAAAGGUUCCUCCUCCCCCUCACCUAUACCUCUCCUCAUAUAUAUACAUCCGUAUAUAUAUACACAUAUAUACCCAUAUACAUAUAUUUUAUAUAUACUGUACCUUUCCUCGGCCGUCGACUGCCCACCUCCUUCCUUCCCGUCAGCAAUCAAAGCAAUCAAUCUGAAAAAAAAAAGAGUGGUGGCCACGACCCCUCCUCUCCCACCAGUCCAAUACCCGACCACCACACUCUUGCCUGGAAUUCCGGCCGCCGCCCUUAUUACCUUUCCUUAUCCAAGGAAGAUCACCUCAUAGUAUCCUCGAGAAAGCCCCCUAGAGAGAGCUCGAGCGUCUUACGUGCAACAUCUAUCCGUUUACUUCUUAUCAUGAGCUGCAAUUCCCCUCGACUGGAUUCUCCUCUGUGGAGAGACCUUCAUACCCUAUCGCCGUCACGACCGAUAGUACCAACAACCCAACCCGCAAACCACCCAGCCUACUCCAACGCCGACGACGCUUACACAUAAGAAGUCCCCAAAAUGUCAUCCUCAUCCGAUUCCUCAGACUGGGACUCCGACUCCGACUCCUCGGACUCCCAGCCCAGCACCCCCAACGUGCGUUUCGCGCGCCGCCCCACGGUUCCCUCCUCACCGCCCGAGACACCCACCACCUCUUCCUUCCCGCUUGGCGAGCCUCCCCACCCCGCCUCUCGCCCCGGAAUACGCAAUUUCUCGCGGCCCCUCCCGCCGACCCACGACGAGAUCCGCCCCGUCGGCCAAGGCCACAACUUCACCUACAUCCCGCAAGUGCGACUCGAGGACCUCAGCCCUCGCUCCUCCACCUCCUCCUCCUCGCGCUCCUCCCGCUCAAACAGUCCCGCCCGCUCCAUCGACAGCGACAGCGACAAUGAGCACCCGACCAUAACCCAGCACGCCUCCAUCCAAUCCCCGCUGCACCACAGCACGCGCAGCCUCAUCCCAGCGAACUUCACACUCUCCUCCCUCCACGACACCGACUCAGACGACUCAGACGACGACGACCUCUCCGUCAUCCUCCCCGACCACUACAGCGACGCGGCCUCCUCCCGCGGCGCCCCCUCCGAACACUCCUCCUCCUCCUCCACCUCCUCCCAACACACCCCCCCCACCCCCUUCCCCGCCGACUCCAAAGCCACCCGCCUCGCCGACGAAUUCGAGCUCCUCGCCUGCGCCCCCCGCGACGACCACGACGCCUGGAUGAGCAAGCAGCGCCUGCUCAAGCGCAUGAAGCGGCUCAGCUCGGGGAGUAUACAUAAGCGCACGCUGAGCCAGAGUAUUGGUAGCGAGACGGACGACGAGGAUAUCAAGCCGUAUGAUGCGAAUGAGAUUGGGGCGAGCGCGAGCGGGCUGAGGAGGCUGAGGAGGAAGACGGGGGAGCGCUUGAGUCUUAUUUUCGAUGAUCCCCCGCAGAGGAUUGUGGAGUGUGAGGAGCCGGAGAGUGGGGAGGAUGAGGUGGUCCAGGAGAGAAUCCCGGAUAUGGAGGAGAUGCUUAUGUUGGCGCUGCCGUAUUAUGAGAUGGAUACGGAUAUGGGGUAUUAAGAAAACGAAAUACCCCACUACUGCCCGAGCCCUGGUGGCCUGAUGGCACAAAAAGCACACGAUCAAUGAAUGACGGUGCAAAAUGAUUUUAUGGAGGAUUUUUAACGAAAAGUUUACGGAUGGAUGGAUGGAUGGGGAAAAUGGCGGUUAUGAUCUUGGGUUAGUUACGACAAAUAGAAAUGGGGUCUCUCGGCGGCGCAUUUUGGGA